Tupaia belangeri chinensis (Chinese tree shrew) is the source of this 1693-nucleotide messenger RNA. It is a transcript of the gene HOXD8, whose product is annotated as homeobox D8. The transcript is spliced from 3 exons. The record is from RefSeq and is a predicted model, not a curated record. Gene Ontology annotation, molecular function: DNA-binding transcription factor activity, RNA polymerase II-specific; RNA polymerase II transcription regulatory region sequence-specific DNA binding. Gene Ontology annotation, biological process: regulation of transcription by RNA polymerase II. The coding region runs from base 1 to 540 and encodes 179 amino acids. Gene Ontology annotation, cellular component: nucleus. NCBI's taxonomy places the organism in Eukaryota, Metazoa, Chordata, Mammalia, Scandentia, Tupaiidae.
AUGCCUCGCCGGCGCGCACCGGGGCGGCAGCCUCGGCGGCGGCGGCGAGAGCAGUGGGAGGGGGCCGGGGGGGAGGCGAGAUACGAUAACUUACAGAGACAGCCGAUUUUUACGACCCAGCAAGAGGCCGAGCUGGUACAAUAUCCUGACUGUAAAUCGUCCAGUGGUAAUAUUGGCGAGGACCCAGACCACUUAAAUCAGAGCUCGUCUCCUUCUCAAAUGUUUCCCUGGAUGAGACCACAAGCAGCUCCUGGUAGACGAAGAGGAAGACAAACCUACAGUCGUUUCCAAACCCUAGAGCUGGAAAAGGAAUUCCUUUUUAACCCUUAUCUGACCAGGAAGAGAAGAAUCGAGGUUUCCCACGCCUUAGCCCUCACGGAGAGACAGGUAAAAAUCUGGUUCCAGAACAGGAGGAUGAAAUGGAAAAAGGAGAAUAACAAGGACAAAUUUCCCGUUUCCCGGCAGGAGGCGAAGGACGGGGAAACCAAAAAGGAAGCACAAGAGGUGGAGGAAGACAGAGCCGAAGGCCCGACAAAUUAGCUUCUACUUUUAAAAUUUACCACAGACUAUUAAAACUAACGAUCAACCUAAGCUUGUGGACACCACCUAUCUUCUUUGUUGGAAAGGACCCUACCUGUGUUUCAAGCUACCUUCAUGUCACUGCUCUUGAGGUUUCUGCGCUUCUGAGAGGGAUUUGUGUGUUUUAAAAAGUUUCUAGUAUCACAUAGGAGCGUCCUUGAGCUGUCCUAUGAAGGGUAAUUUGAUACUGAUCUUGGAGCUAUAUUUUUAUAAUUGUUUUUAACUGUCUGAGCUGGUGAUUUGUCUCAACAACGUAAACUUCCUAAUGAUUAGCCCUAAAUAAUUGAGUAUAAAAUGCUUUAUUAAUCAAACAAGUGCACUUGAACAUUUUAAAAUCUUUUCUUUAUGAUAAGUAAAUUAAAAGAAAUCUAUUAAUUUUUUAAAGUUAUGCCUGCAGAAUAUUUACUUUAUAUUAUUUGAUUAAAAUGUAUUAUUUAUGUUUUCUUCCCUGCUUUUAUAAUGAAUGGUUUGGGUGCCUUUUGUGUUAUUCCUAAAGGGCUUCUUUGAGUAUUGUGUAAAUGUAUUAUCUUGGGGGAGAAAAAAGUCUGGGCCAAAUAUUUGAAAAGCACAUGUUAGCUGAAGACUGUAAUGUGUAGUCCUGGCUCUGUAGCUCCCUUAAACUUCAGGAAAAUGUUGGGCUAGUGACACGUUUCAGGACAAUGUCAAAGGUGACACUUAGUCAUUGUUCUAUAGUCUGUACAAAUUAUGACAAUUAAAUAAUUUAGAGAAUGAAUACUUGAAAAAACAAUUAUAACAUUUUUCACUCAUUAACUUUUCACUUUGGCAGGCCGCCUGUGUAUCGCGUCUCAUUUCUCAGCUUGCUUUCGUUUUGAACCACACUUGUAAUUGCCUGAAAUCGCUAAGUCUGUACACUGCGGCUGCCGCCAUGAUUCCAUUUUUAAACUAGAUGUCAUAUUUAUUUGUAUUCCCUUUGCUCUGUUUGCACGCAUGUUUUAAGCCAGCUUGCUGUGCGUGUCUUAGAUGUCGGUUGUUACGUCCCCUGCAGGAAAACCAUGGCCUCACCUAGUGAAACAAGCCCUGAGACCAAAUGCAGAAAAAUGUGAGUGUAAACAACCGCUCCAGCAUACAACUAGCUCCUUAAUAAAAAAGUGUA